This is a messenger RNA of Ricinus communis (castor bean), 831 nucleotides long. RefSeq names its product early nodulin-like protein 1. Gene Ontology annotation, cellular component: plasma membrane. The record is from RefSeq and is a predicted model, not a curated record. NCBI's taxonomy places the organism in Eukaryota, Viridiplantae, Streptophyta, Magnoliopsida, Malpighiales, Euphorbiaceae. Gene Ontology annotation, molecular function: electron transfer activity. The transcript is spliced from 2 exons. The coding region runs from base 98 to 643 and encodes 181 amino acids.
CUCUUAUUGCCUUCUCACUCUCAUUUCCAAUACAUCUCCGCUGAUUUCAAGUUUUCAAGCAGUUGUGUUAUCUCUUUGCAUCAAAACUCUCAUCAGUAUGGCCAUGUCUCGCUUUCAAAGAUCUUCUUUGUUGCUCAUGAUCACUCUACAGCUCUUUAGCUUAUCUGAUGCUAAAGAUAUACUCAUUGGGGGCAAAACAGAUGCAUGGAAAGUCCCAUCUUCUCAAUCCGAUUCUCUCAAUAAAUGGGCUGAAAGUUCUCGUUUUCGCAUUGGUGACUCUCUUGUGUGGAAAUAUGACAGCCAGAAAGACUCAGUGUUGGAAGUGACAAGAGCAGCUUAUCUAAGCUGCAACGUCUCAAAUCCAGUUGAAGAGUACAAGGAUGGGAACACUAAGGUGAAGCUUGAAAGAGCAGGGCCAUACUAUUUCAUCAGUGGAGCAGAGGGUCACUGUGAGAAAGGGCAAAAGAUGAUUGUGGUGGUUCUGUCCCCAAGACAUAACAGGUUCAUUGGCAUUUCUCCAGCUCCUUCUCCAGCUGAGUUUGAAGGCCCUGCUAUUGCUCCAACAAGCACUGCUACCAGCUUGAAAUUCAAAGGCAGCUUCUUGGUGGCUCCUUUGGGGAUUUUGCUCUGGGCUUUGUUUUGAUGAGAUGGAUCAUUCCAUUUAACUCUAGUAAUGAGGGUAUUGCCUGCUUUAGAUCUUGAAUUAUGGGAAAGAAUUUUGGAUUUUCCUUUCCAGCUCAUUUUCUUUAUUCAUUCUUGAUAUUUUUUUGAGCCUUAUGUAGAGACUUUCAGGAUAUUGAUAUGAAAUUCAUUUUAUUAUUUAUUUAUUUA